This is a messenger RNA of Acanthoscelides obtectus, 330 nucleotides long. The record is from the annotation of a GenBank genome assembly. Lineage: Eukaryota; Metazoa; Arthropoda; Insecta; Coleoptera; Chrysomelidae.
AUGAAGCAAAAUAUUGGACGGGGCGAAUUUUCUCAGUUCCCCAAUGUGACACAGACAAGCUGCCAGGAAGACGACGUUUCAACUUACGUUCAACAUUUAAAUGCCCUCUAUUCAGAUUUUGAAUCUAGGUUUGAGGAUAUUUUGACUAUGGUAAUACCACCGUGGAUAAUUAAUCCAUAUGGUGACAUAGAAGAAGCGAAUGUCAUAAUACAAGAGGAACUGACUGAACUAAGUACAAAGAAGAACUUAAGGUUCAGUUUAAAAACGGAUAUCAGCAAUUCUGGCUGCAAAACAACAUACCCGUUACUUAUCCCGUAUUAUGGAAUAUAG